Molecule: messenger RNA, 1392 nt
Organism: Solanum verrucosum
Lineage: Eukaryota; Viridiplantae; Streptophyta; Magnoliopsida; Solanales; Solanaceae
Product: patatin group M-1
Exons: 7
Coding region: 12-1175 (387 amino acids)
Biological process (GO): lipid metabolic process
Molecular function (GO): glycerophospholipase activity; monoacylglycerol lipase activity
Source: RefSeq, a predicted model, not a curated record
ACAUUUGCAAAAUGGCAACUACUAAAUCUUUUUUAAUUUUAUUUUUUAUGAUAUUAGCAACUACUAGUUCAACAUGUGCUAAGUUGGAAGAAAUGGUGACUGUUCUUAGUAUUGAUGGAGGUGGAAUUAAGGGAAUCAUUCCAGCUAUCAUUCUCGAAUUUCUUGAAGGACAACUUCAGGAAGUGGACAAUAAUAAAGAUGCAAGACUUGCAGAUUACUUUGAUGUAAUUGGAGGAACAAGUACAGGAGGUUUAUUGACUGCUAUGAUAACUACUCCAAAUGAAAACAAUCGACCCAUUGCUGCUGCCAAAGAUUUUGUACCUUUUUACUUCGAACAUGGCCCUCAUAUUUUUAAUUCUAGUGGUGGUUCAAUUUCUAGCCCAAGGUAUGAUGGAAAAUAUCUUCUGCAAGUUCUUCAAGAAAAACUUGGAGAAACUCGUGUGCAUCAAGCUUUGACAGAAGUUGCCAUCUCAAGCUUUGACAUCAAAACAAAUAAGCCAGUAAUAUUCACUAAGUCAAAUUUAGCAAAGUUUCCAGAAUUGGAUGCUAAGAUGUAUGACAUAUGCUAUUCCACAGCAGCAGCUCCAAUAUAUUUUCCUCCACAUUACUUUAUUACUCAUACUAGUAAUGGUGAUAUAUAUGAGUUCAAUCUUGUUGAUGGUGCUGUUGCUACUGUUGGUGAUCCGGCGUUAUUAUCCCUUAGCGUUGCAACGAGACUUGCACAAGAGGAUCCAAAAUUUGCUUCAAUUAAGUCAUUGGAUUACAAGCAAAUGUUGUUGCUCUCAUUAGGCACUGGCACUAAUUCAGAGUUUGAUAAAACAUAUACAGCAGAAGAGGCAGCUAAAUGGGGUCCUCUACGAUGGCUGUUAGCUAUACAGCAAAUGACUAAUGCAGCAAGUUCUUACAUGACUGAUUAUUACAUUUCUACUGUUUUUCAAGCUCAUCAUUCACAAAACAAUUACCUCAGGGUUCAAGAAAAUGCAUUAACAGGCACAACUACUGAAAUGGAUGAUGCGUCUGAGGCUAAUAUGGAAUUAUUAGUACAAGUUGGUGAAACAUUAUUGAAGAAACCAGUUUCCAAAGACAGUCCUGAAACCUAUGAGGAAGCUCUAAAGAGGUUUGCAAAAUUGCUCUCUGAUAGGAAGAAACUCCGAGCAAACAAAGCUUCUUAUUAAUUCAAGGUCUCGGGUUGUAGUAGUAACCUUACUAUGCUGAAUAAUAAACGCUUGCAAUAUUUAUGAUUGCACGCAUUUAAGUAUUUCAACCUCAAAAUAAAAGGAGUUUGAGGGAUAAAUUUCAAUAGAAAUGUCUCUCUAUGUAAUGUGUGCUUGGAUUAUGUAACCUUUUGGUUGUGUUAAAUAUUUAAAUAAAUUAUCGUUAUUUUAUGCUAUG